Fusarium sp. VM40 is the source of this 459-nucleotide messenger RNA. The record is from the annotation of a GenBank genome assembly. Lineage: Eukaryota; Fungi; Ascomycota; Sordariomycetes; Hypocreales; Nectriaceae.
AUGCAACCAAACGACAAUCGUCAAUUGACAAUAUCCAAUUAUCCGGCGCAGACCCAGCCACAGUCAUCAAAACGUCACUCCUGUGAGAGUCAAGACCCCUUCAUGGGCAAUGUCAAACGUCAACGGACAAUAUUCGACAAAUCACCAACGCCCGAUAACGGUUGUGACGUUGCGCAAACUCCAGGGUCCAGUUUCACCCUCACUGAAAUCCUUCAUGAUUCAACCAAUGCCGACACUGUCGAAUCUCAGAGCUCUUUGGACCCCUCUCCAGGACCCCAAGACCCUUAUGACGACCCUUACGAUGAUCACGAGUUAGAUCAAUUAUUCGAGAGCCUCACUGAGCCCAUUUCUCUUUACAAGUCAGGAACGCCACCGCAUUUGGGUGACACCAUAGAUGAAUUUGCUUUGAAACGGUCGGACCAGGAUGCUUUGGCGGAACUUCUGAGGGAGGAAUCAUAG